CACGUGACGACGCUUCGGUGGACGAAGGACCCACAAACGGCGGCUCGUCGUCGGCUUCCAGUUUGACGGAGAUAGUUUGCGUACAUGAAAACACAUCCGACUUAAAUCAGAAGCAUCUUAUCUAACACGCCGGUUUGACCUGAGCCAAGUGCUCUAUUUGCAUAAGGAGCCAUGUUUCUGUACAACAUCACCCUUCAGCGCGCCACCGGCAUCACUCACGCCAUCCACGGGAACUUCUCAGGAACCAAAUUGCAGGAGAUCGUUGUCUCCAGGGGAAAGAUCUUGGAAUUAUUGCGGCCAGAUGCCAACACGGGAAAGGUGCACACGCUACUCACCGUGGAGGUGUUUGGCAUCGUUAGGUCCCUGAUGGCCUUCAGGCUCACUGGGGGAACCAAAGACUACAUUGUUGUCGGAAGCGACAGCGGUCGAAUCGUCAUCCUGGAAUACCACCCAUCAAAGAACAUGUUUGAGAAGAUCCACCAGGAAACGUUCGGGAAGAGCGGCUGCCGCCGCAUUGUCCCCGGGCAGUUCCUGGCUGUCGACCCAAAAGGCAGAGCCGUGAUGAUCGGAGCGAUAGAGAAGCAGAAGCUGGUGUACAUCCUGAACAGAGAUGCGGCCGCCCGGCUGACCAUCUCCUCUCCCCUGGAAGCACACAAGGCCAACACACUGGUCUACCACGUAGUAGGAGUGGACGUCGGCUUUGAGAAUCCUAUGUUUGCCUGCCUGGAGAUGGACUAUGAGGAAGCUGACAAUGACCCGACGGGAGAAGCGGCCGCCAACACUCAACAGACGCUCACCUUUUACGAGCUUGACCUCGGAUUAAAUCACGUGGUCCGCAAGUACAGCGAGGCUCUGGAAGAGCACGGGAACUUUCUCAUCACUGUUCCUGGCGGCUCAGAUGGACCCAGUGGAGUUCUGAUCUGCUCCGAAAACUACAUCACUUACAAGAACUUUGGGGACCAGCCUGACAUUCGGUGUCCCAUCCCACGCCGCAGGAAUGACCUGGAUGACCCGGAGCGCGGCAUGAUAUUUGUCUGCUCAGCUACCCACAAGACCAAGUCCAUGUUCUUUUUCCUGGCCCAAACUGAGCAGGGAGACAUCUUUAAGGUUACCUUGGAGACAGAUGAAGAAAUGGUCACAGAAAUCCGGCUGAAAUACUUUGACACAAUCCCUGUAGCAACCGCCAUGUGUGUCCUGAAGACCGGCUUCUUGUUUGUGUGUUCAGAGUUUGGAAACCAUUACCUUUACCAGAUCGCCCACCUGGGCGACGAUGAUGAGGAGCCCGAGUUCUCCUCUGCAAUGCCGUUAGAGGAGGGAGACACAUUCUUCUUCCAACCCCGCCCCCUCAAGAACCUUGUGCUGGUGGACGAGCAGGAGAACUUAUCUCCCAUCAUGUCCUGUCAGAUUGCUGAUUUGGCCAAUGAAGACACUCCACAGUUGUACGUUGCCUGCGGUCGAGGGCCGCGGUCAACUCUGAGGGUCCUGAGACACGGACUAGAGGUGUCGGAGAUGGCCGUGUCUGAGCUGCCCGGUAACCCGAACGCUGUGUGGACCGUACGCAAACACGUAGAAGAUGAAUUUGAUGCCUACAUCAUCGUAUCCUUCGUCAACGCCACCUUGGUUCUGUCAAUCGGGGAGACUGUAGAGGAGGUGACGGAUUCUGGAUUCCUGGGAACGACGCCGACUCUGUCCUGCUCUCUGCUCGGAGAAGACGCGCUGGUGCAGGUGUACCCAGACGGCAUUCGCCACAUCCGAGCGGACAAGCGUGUGAACGAGUGGAAGACUCCGGGCAAAAAAACCAUAGUUCGCUGCGCUGUGAACCAGCGGCAGGUUGUAAUCGCCCUCACCGGAGGCGAGCUGGUCUACUUUGAGAUGGACCCGUCCGGCCAACUGAACGAAUACACGGAGCGCAAGGAGAUGUCUGCCGACGUCGUCUGUAUGAGCCUCGCUAACGUUCCCCCCGGCGAGCAGCGCUCUCGGUUUCUGGCCGUGGGACUGGUUGACAACACUGUCCGAAUCAUCUCCUUGGACCCUUUGGACUGCCUCCAGCCGUUGAGCAUGCAGGCGCUGCCGGCCCAGCCAGAGAGUCUGUGUAUUGUUGAGAUGGGAGGCGUCGAGAAGCAGGACGAACUCGGAGAAAAGGGAACCAUUGGCUUCCUUUACCUCAACAUAGGGCUGCAGAACGGCGUGCUGCUGAGGACUGUGCUGGACCCGGUGACUGGAGACCUGUCGGACACCAGAACGCGCUACCUGGGCUCACGGCCCGUCAAACUCUUCAGAGUCCGGAUGCAGGGACAGGAAGCUGUCUUGGCGAUGUCCAGUCGCUCCUGGCUGAGCUACUCGUACCAGUCUCGGUUCCACCUGACCCCCCUGUCGUAUGAGACCCUGGAGUACGCCUCUGGCUUCGCCUCGGAGCAGUGCCCCGAAGGCAUUGUGGCCAUUUCCACCAACACGCUGAGAAUCUUGGCUUUGGAGAAAUUAGGAGCCGUCUUCAACCAGGUGGCCUUUCCUCUGCAGUACACUCCCAGGAAAUUCGUAAUCCACCCGGAGACCAACAACCUCGUCGUGAUUGAGACGGACCACAAUGCCUACACCGAGGCUACCAAAGCCCAGAGGAAGCAGCAAAUGGCUGAGGAGAUGGUGGAAGCUGCUGGGGAGGACGAGAGGGAACUGGCUGCCGAGAUGGCCGCCGCCUUCCUCAACGAGAAUCUGCCCGAAGCCAUCUUUGGUGCGCCCAAAGCCGGAGCUGGACAGUGGGCCUCGCUGGUGCGUCUCAUCAACCCCAUACAGGGCACCACGCUGGACCAGAUGCAGCUGGAACAGAACGAAGCCGCUUUCAGCGUCGCUGUGUGUCGGUUCCCCAAUACUGGCGAUGACUGGUAUGUUCUGGUGGGCGUGGCCAGAGACAUGAUCCUCAACCCCAGAUCAGUGAGCGGUGGCUUCAUCUACACCUAUCGCCUCGUCAGCGGAGGCGAGAAACUGGAGUUUGUGCACAAAACCCCCGUGGAGGACGUGCCCCUGGCCAUCGCGCCGUUCCAGGGCCGAGUCCUGGUCGGAGUCGGCAAACUGCUGAGGAUCUACGACCUCGGCAAAAAGAAGCUGCUGCGCAAGUGUGAGAACAAGCACGUCCCCAACCUGGUGACGGGCAUCCACACCAUCGGCCAGCGCGUGAUCAUCACCGACGUCCAGGAGAGCCUCUUCUGGGUGCGCUACAGACGCAACGAGAACCAGCUCAUCAUCUUCGCCGAUGACACGUACCCCCGCUGGGUGACCACGGCCUGCCUGCUCGACUACGACACCAUGGCCUGUGCCGACAAGUUUGGCAACAUCAGCAUCGUGCGUCUACCCCCGAACACCAGCGACGAUGUGGACGAGGACCCCACGGGGAACAAAGCUUUGUGGGACAGAGGCCUCCUUAAUGGGGCGUCACAGAAGGCUGAGGUGAUCGUGAACUACCACGUCGGCGAGACCGUGUUGUCCCUCCAGAAAACCACCCUGAUCCCUGGCGGCUCGGAGUCCAUGGUGUACACCACUUUGUCUGGAGGCAUCGGCAUACUGGUCCCAUUCACUUCACACGAGGACCAUGACUUCUUCCAGCAUUUAGAGAUGCAUAUGCGCUCUGAGUUUCCUCCUCUGUGCGGCAGAGACCAUCUCAGCUUUAGAUCCUACUACUUCCCAGUCAAGAACGUGAUAGAUGGAGAUCUGUGUGAGCAGUUCAACAGCAUGGACCCUCACAAGCAGAAGAGUGUGGCUGAAGAGCUGGACAGGACGCCGCCCGAGGUCUCUAAGAAACUGGAGGACAUUCGCACUCGCUACGCCUUCUAAAUAGCUAAUAGCGCACUCACUAGGCCCAUUACACACCAAUCCUUCUCUGCCACACUGGGCCUCGGCUCGGGACCUUGAGUGAUGGGCAUUUAUGGAAGGUUUAACAGCACACAAUGUCACAUGCUUGAAUGCAAGUCGCAGGCACCUCUGCUGCUUUGCAAAUACAUGCAUUUAAGACUAAAAAGGGCCAGACAAAUGCCCACGUGGCCGCGUUGCCAUCCCUCCGCGUGCACACUUGCAGACCCGGUUACAAUGAACUUUCCUUUGAGUUUGUUUUUCCUUUUUGUCUCACACACACGUCGACACCAUUUAUUUGAAACAUCGCAGUGGGUGUCGGACAGCUCUUAACGUUCUUCACAAGUACAGCUGUCGCCAAACCACGCGGCUCACGUGGUCGGCGUUCACGCGCUGCCGAUGUGAAAUGAGUGUGUCUCUCUCUCUCUCUUUUGGACCCCCGACAGUACACACCUACAAUCUGUGAAUACUUUUUUUAUUUUAAUGCUUUUUUUUAGCGAAUCCCAAGCACCGCUAGUUAUGAACACGAUCGAUUUGAUGCCGCGUUACUUUGACAGAAUACCUUUUUAAUGCCGAGAAUUUUUUUAGUGUUUGUUAUUUAGCCCGGUGGAGUUUCACAUUGUGUUUGAUCGCAGCUGUGAAACGGGGCCACAGUUCAACAAGUGUUGCCGUACUGUGUCACUAGACGACUGCUGAGCUCAGACUAAAUAAGUGGGUGUUUGUCUUGGUCCUGUAAAUUCCCAACCACAGGCAUCGCAUUCCUCAGUAGUCACUGAAUUUAGUCAGGGGUUUGUGGGAUUGGGACCAGUGGUCUGUUUUUGUAAAUAAAGUUGUUUCUUUGUGCGUUAUGAUACCAUGUGUUUGUGUCAUUUCCUGCCGCUGUGUGGGGUUUUUACGACCGUCUCAAACAAAUGAACCGAUUGGAAGUCCAA
Messenger RNA from Gasterosteus aculeatus aculeatus (three-spined stickleback), 4772 nucleotides. RefSeq names its product splicing factor 3B subunit 3. Gene Ontology annotation, molecular function: nucleic acid binding; protein binding. Gene Ontology annotation, cellular component: nucleus. NCBI's taxonomy places the organism in Eukaryota, Metazoa, Chordata, Actinopteri, Perciformes, Gasterosteidae. The record is from RefSeq and is a predicted model, not a curated record.